AUGAAGUAUAGGGUAGCAGCACUUGAUUUGGCAUAUGAUGCAUCGUACCGCAAGCGUUCCACGAAACGGGGCAAGAAGCCUGCAAAGGGCCAGCUAUUUGAUCUUUUGAGUCCGUCAGGAUUCGCUAUGGCCAUCAUGUCAUGCUUGGCAUGCGUCCAAGACAAUCAUGUCAUUGUCAUUGCAGUGGUCUGCAGUAGCUUUGUAUCCAUUAGCAGGGGAAGCACUGGCCGUUCAUACCUCAACCCGCUUGGCUUUCCGGACUGUGAUGCCACGAAGAUUGGCAAUCUUUUGGCCAGCAGGCUAGCUUUGCUUCUCUACUUGAUAGCAUCUCGAGGAGGUGUUUGGGUAGUAGAGCAACCAUCCAGCAGCCUUCUGUUUCGACACCCACGCCUUCGAGAAGCGUGCCGACGCAUGAAGGUGUUUCGCCAAAGCUGGUGGAUGAGACUCUACGGCGGCUUCACAUGUAAAAGGACAAAGGCAUGGAGCAAUAGCAGGUGGGUCUUUAACCUUGGCAUGGGGAAGAUGUCCCGUGCGAUCCGGGAUUCUGUUACAGAUCGUUUGGCUGUUUCUACGACAUGUGCGAAGACGGGACGCCGGGGCUACCAUGGAUCCAAAAAGCUCAAAAACAGCCAGGUCUAUCCAGCAGCUUUUGGAAUGAAGCUGGCAAUGAUAUAUCCUGCCCUGGUUGAAGACCUGGUUCGUUCCUGCCCUCUGGAACCUUCAACCGAUGAAGAGGUGGUGGACGACAUGAUGGCAGAAGCCAAUUGGCACCUGCAUUUUGCAGACCUUUGGAACGAUGCCCAUAUGGGUGAUCUUUGUUUGUACCUCCUCAAAAAGAUUCCCACGAGCAAGACUCCUGACCAUGUACAAACUUUGGUCACGGCAAUGCCAUGGGAAGACUUUUGGUCUGAACCAAUGCCUGGACAACCUAGCACCUAG
Durusdinium trenchii is the source of this 939-nucleotide messenger RNA. The record is from the annotation of a GenBank genome assembly. NCBI's taxonomy places the organism in Eukaryota, Dinophyceae, Suessiales, Symbiodiniaceae.